Messenger RNA from Umbelopsis ramanniana AG, 1691 nucleotides. RefSeq lists its product as uncharacterized. Gene Ontology annotation, biological process: transmembrane transport. The record is from RefSeq and is a predicted model, not a curated record. Lineage: Eukaryota; Fungi; Mucoromycota; Umbelopsidomycetes; Umbelopsidales; Umbelopsidaceae. The transcript is spliced from 9 exons. Gene Ontology annotation, molecular function: transmembrane transporter activity. Bases 10 to 1611 code for a protein of 533 amino acids.
ACUUACCACAUGGCAUCAAGUGAUAUCGGCUCCACGAAAGAAAAUGGAUCAUUCAAGGAUCAGGAAAUGGAGAGAAUGGAUAUAGACACUCCAGAUUACUUAGAUCCAAAGUCAAAGAAAAAAUUGGUGUUGGUUAUCGCAACUCUUUGUACAUUAUCCUUCUUAGCGGCUUUUGACAACAUCCUCAUUUCGAGCAAUAUGCCCACAGUGGCUUCUGCUUUCAAUGCCUUCAAUCUGUACAGUUGGCCUAACACGGCCUUUUUGUUGACAAGCGCAACAGUGCAACCGCUAUAUGGUGUAUGUGCCAGUGUUUUUGGACGACGAAGAAUGCUGAUACUCUUCGCUAUAUGCAUGUAUCAAAUCGGGACAGUGUUGUGCUCUGCAUCUCAGAACAUGGUCAUGUUUAUUAUUGCUAGAGCUUUUUGUGGACUGGGUAUCGGUGCCUUUGAUACACUGAUGAAGAUUGUCGUGGCGGAUUACAUUCCGCUUAGAUAUAUCGGUAGAUAUCAAAGUUACCUUGGUGCAAGUUGGUCGCUUGGGUAUAUUGUUGGAGGACUUUUAGGCGGUGUGAUUAUCUCUCAAACACAAACUGGAUGGCGAAGCAUAUUUUUCCUUUGUCUCGGCGUAGGGUUUAUUGCCUUGAUCUUGACCAUCGUCGCCAUCGAAGAGCCCACACGAAAUACCAUGUCCAUGCAACAGCUUGCAGAAGUAGAUCUCUCUGGUAGUGCCAUUUGGGCUGUGGCUAUUGUUUGCUUGGUGCUUGCCUUGAGUUGGGGUGGAAGCACAUACCCUUGGAGUUCACCAAGUGUUAUUGCCUUACUGUGUAUAGCAGGUGUUGGGAUUAUCGUCUUUGUCAUCUGGGAAGUCAAGUAUGCAAAGCAGCCUAUUAUACCCAAGCGUCUAUUUACCAACCGAAGCACUGUGGCCGUAUUGGUAGCAGCAUGGUUAUAUGGAGGCUGUUUCCAAUCGCUGAUGACCUAUGUGCCUCUAUACCUCUCUGUCAUCAGAAAAGAAGAAGCCAUGGCCACAAACCUUGAACUACUUUGCCUUGUAUUGGUCGCAUGUUUUGCCAACAUUCUCACCGGUUUGAUUAUUGUGAAGACUGGCCAUUAUACCUGGGCCAUGCGAUCGUCCCUUGUCAUACUCAGCAUCUCGUGUGGACUGUUGACUCUUCUCAAGGUAGACAGCAGCAGAGGUCUCAUUGUUGGUUUAAUGAUCGUAACUGGUGUUGGUGCUGGGGGUAUCAUCAAUAGCGAAAUCAUCACGGCACAAGCGUCUGUUGCCUAUGAAUUUGUGCCAAUAAUUACACCGCUGAUGACGUUCUGCGAUCAGGUUGGUGGUAUCUUUGGUAUCGCCAUUGUUGGCUCGAUUCUCUCCAACCAGCUCUACGCAAAUAUUGCUGCGCUGAACUUGCCUGAUGUCUCAAGUGCUCUAGUUCGCCAAAGCUCAUCCUACAUGGACGCAUUGCCGGAACCUGCUAGAUCAAUGGUCCUUAAUGCCUACGCCAACGCAGUGAAUACUAGCUAUUGGGGAUCAGCAGCCUUUGCAAUUGUCGCCUUCUUAGCAACACUGUUGCUUAAACAUUACAAUAUGAGAGAAGGACUUAAAUAGUCUGAUUGAAGCUUUUUAUUAUUAUUAUUAUUAUUAUUUUGAACAAUUGUCCAUCCAUCGCAUACCUUUCUUUUACCAGA